This is a messenger RNA of Daldinia caldariorum, 2331 nucleotides long. RefSeq names its product carbohydrate esterase family 3 protein. Bases 510 to 1778 code for a protein of 422 amino acids. Lineage: Eukaryota; Fungi; Ascomycota; Sordariomycetes; Xylariales; Hypoxylaceae. The transcript is spliced from 2 exons. The record is from RefSeq and is a predicted model, not a curated record. Gene Ontology annotation, molecular function: phosphatidylcholine lysophospholipase A1 activity.
AAGACGGCAUUAUUGUCGCAUAUCUAUUAUUUUAAACAAUUUAUCUAGCUAGGUAGAUAAAAAUAGGGGAACCCGUCUUUCUCACAUUUUCAAAAUGUGUUUGACGCUUUUCUUUUCCUUCCUGUUCGCCACAAACCUACCCUAAAAGAAGUUCGCCAUCCUUUUUCUUGAUUCCCUCCUCCCCUACCCCCCUCCCCUACUCCCUAACCUCCCUAACCUCCCUCUUUCGUCUCGAUGGGCUUUUGGAUGUGCAUUUGUAUGAUAUCGCGAUAGCUUGUCUUUUUUUUCCCCUUCGCUCAUUCUACCUCUCAUUCAUACCUUCAUUUGGCUCGCCUUAUUAUCGCAACCCUUGCUCUCCUUUAUCGAGACGGAGCUUACGCGUCCACUACGACGUGUUAAUCAUAUUGUGGGGUAGUAGUGAACAGCUACUUUUUUUCUCUUUUCUUUUCUUCUCGACUCUUAGCUUAAACAGUUGAUCUGUUGCGCGCGCGCAACCACAAGUGAACUCAAUGGGAUGGAUUACGGAUCAGUAUUCUUUUCCUCGGCAGCUGGCUUCGAGUCGAUACGUCGCGAUGGUGCUGUCCCGCAGACGUUCGCUCUUAUUUCUGGGCUUACCAUUAUUUCUAUUAAUCUUGCUUUUUUCCGGUAGUGUCGGCGUUGACAACGAAUGGGGACAUAAAUUAGACAGCAUAGGGGAUAACUUCAAAGCUGGUGUUAGCUAUGUAACCGGUAACGGUACCGUCCAAAUAUCAUAUCCUUCGCCCGAUGCACCUCAUAAUACUUCUAUGCCAUCCAACUCGACGCUCGUUCCCUUCCCGAGCGAGUUGGCUAGCGGCGCCACUGAAACUACCGUAAGGACCAAGCCGUACGCCCGGCCUGGUUACGAACUACCACUUGCCAAUGGGGUACCUCUUCGCAUUAUGGCGCUUGGUGCCUCGACCACUCGUGGUGACAGUCCUGAGGAGGGAAUCGAUAAUAACGGUUUCCGCCGACCUCUCCGCGAGAAACUUAUGGCUAUUGGCAACAAGGUCAACUUUGUCGGAACUCAACGCCUCGGAAACAUGACCGAUAAUGAUAUCGAGGCCUAUCCCGGUGUCGUCACUCAAACUAUCCAUGGAAACGCGAAGAAGGCUGUUCCUAAGUCGAAACCUAACCUCUUCCUCGUCAACGCUGGAUCCAACGACUGUUUCCAGCACGUCGAUAUCGACAACUUCUACAAGCGUUAUGAUGCUUUGGUCCGCUACCUCCUCGAAGCCUCGCCGAGAUCCACCGUUAUUAUGUGCACCAUCCUACCUACGUGGGACACGCGAUUCAACGGUCGAGAGGAAGUCUGGAAGGUCAACCCGCAGAUCCGAAGGCUGGCCAAGAUCUACAAGCAGCAGGAACUUCCCGUGGUUCUCGCGGAGAUGCAAGGCCCCGACGGAAUUCAAGACGAAAAUCUGGCUUCCGAUGGUAUGCACCCUGGUACUGCUGGCUACGAGAUGAUGGCCACCAAGAUGUACCAGGCUAUUGUGGAGGCGGACGCCAGGGGCUUCCUACAACCCCCUGAGCCUAUGCCUGGCAUCCUCGACGACGGAGACGAGGAGCGCAAGGACGAGGAUUAUAAAAAGUGGGUGGAGCGAAAGAAGAAGAUGGAGAACGCGCUAGAAGCGGCAGAGCAGAAAGAGAUACACAGGAUGCUAGCGGAAUUACAAAAGAUCAAGAACGAGAAGGAUAAGCCCAAGGAGAAGAAGACCAAGAGCACCAAAUUACGGCGACGUCCAAAGAUGCUGUUCUAGUUAGGCUGAUAACAAGCGGCUUUAAUGAUUUAAAGAGACAAUUGGGCAACUUUCUAUUAUCUUUUUACUAUUUAUUACUAUUGUUAAUAAUGGGUUUUGCCUAUACGAAGUAACGGCCGCCUUGUUGUUAUCAUACGCUAUAUACCAUGUAGACUAUUUAUCUACCUACCUACCUACUUAGGUUAGGUACCUAUCUAUUAAUCAUACCCAAAAAGAAGGCAGAGAUUAGAACAAGCUUCCUCUCGUUUCUGUAAUGGUUAUUCCGUGAUGUUACGUAGUACAGACUCCCGGUGUACACCUUUAAGUGUAACUUGUUAGGUACUCGUUCUGAUAGGUACAUCCAAUUGUGCGCACUCCUUCCCGUCCUUUCUGCAGUCUGCAUGUAAUGUGAUUAACAUUUCGUACCAAACUUGGCUGUUUUACUCGGUAGAUUAGCGAUCGAAUAAUAGACUUGUAUGUAGAUUAGGUAGGUAUAUCAGUGUAGGUAUAUGUAUGCCUGAUAUGAUGGUAUAGACUCUAAUAAUAGAUGAGACUGCCGAUGGAUCUAGUUGCU